Haplochromis burtoni (Burton's mouthbrooder) is the source of this 4237-nucleotide messenger RNA. It is a transcript of the gene hrh2a, whose product is annotated as histamine receptor H2a. Gene Ontology annotation, biological process: adenylate cyclase-activating adrenergic receptor signaling pathway. Gene Ontology annotation, cellular component: membrane. Gene Ontology annotation, molecular function: G protein-coupled receptor activity. The transcript is spliced from 4 exons. Lineage: Eukaryota; Metazoa; Chordata; Actinopteri; Cichliformes; Cichlidae. Bases 538 to 1749 code for a protein of 403 amino acids. The record is from RefSeq and is a predicted model, not a curated record.
CACACACUUACACACUCGUUACGCACACAAAUGCACACACUUCACGAGCAAGACUGUGGUUCGCUCUGGGAGCAGAGCAGUGUAACGAGGGCAGUCAUCACAGACGAGGAGAAGAAGCGCUGAGGUGUCACUAUAUCCAUAUGAAAUGGUGCUGAAGACAGAAAGAUGAACCAUGAACCACUGUUAAUCAGCCUUGCAGACAUAAAGCCGUUCAACAACCAACCAACAGCCAGUCGGAUUUUUUUUUUUUUUUUUUUACUGUCAUUAGUAUGUAUGGAAAAUCUGUUCUUAUCUGUUCUUUAGGUUUUUCAACAACAGGAAACAAUCAGUUACUACCUACAUUGGAAAUACAGGGAGAGCUGGAGAUAAAAGAAUUACAUGUGGGUGGCCAAGAUUUUAAGUGGCACUUAAUCAAUGAGAGUCCUUGAAGCAACCAUCCUUCAUCUGAUUAAAAUCUGACACAAAAACAGGACAAUGGUUCACAUAAAGCAGCGGUCAUGAUGUCGUCUGAUUGACUCCAGUGAAGUAACAGCAAUAAUGUUGUCCAAAGUAAUGCUGGCCUUCAUCUUGAUCCUUCUCAUUCUCCUGACUGUCGCUGGUAAUGUACUUGUGUGCCUGGCUGUCUGUGCCUCUCGACGUCUCCGCUGCCUCACUAACUGUUUCAUUUUGUCGCUGGCUGUGACAGACCUGCUGCUCGGCCUCUUAGUCCUCCCUUUCUCUGCUCUCCUACAGCUAAAUGAAGAGUGGCCACUUGGCGCAGUCUUCUGCAACUUCUAUAUCUCCAUGGAUGUUAUGUUGUGCACUGCCUCCAUCCUCACCCUCCUGGCAAUCAGUGUCGAUCGCUACCUGGCAGUGACCAUGCCUCUGAGAUAUGCAUCACUGGUGUUACCGUGGAGAGUUGCUGUAGCCAUGGCGAGUGUCUGGACUGUGUCUCUGGCCGUGUCUUUCUUGCCCAUCCAAAUGGGAUGGAACACCGUUAACGGGACAGUGCAGAACCACGGGCCUUGGGCUUCGGAGGGGAAAUGUCGUUUUGAACUGAACAGACCGUAUGUGCUUACUGACUCUCUCCUCACCUUCUACCUGCCUCUGGUGGCUAUGUGCUGGACCUACCUCAGAAUACUUCGCAUUGCACGUGCACAGGCCAAGCGCAUUGUCAGUGAACGCCCCACUUGCAUCACCAGCUACAACUGCAGGAGCAAUUCUUCCACUACCACCACUGUGAUUUCCAGCAUUACAGUUGUGGCACUGCGGGAGCACAAAGCCACGGUGACACUGGCAGCAGUGAUUGGCGCUUUUGUGGUGUGCUGGUUACCUUAUUUCAUCCUAUUCACAGUGCUGGGCUUACAGGAGCAUCCAGACCCUGGCACAGUGCCAGAAUAUUCCAUUGUGCUGUGGCUAGGCUAUGCCAACUCAGCCCUAAAUCCAAUCCUCUACGGAGCCCUCAACAGAGACUUCAGGUCAGCCUAUACCCAUCUACUGAGAUGCCGAUGCCCUAUGUACAGCAGGUGGAGGAGCCAGCAGAUAUCCCCUUCUGUAUCAGCAGGUAAAGCUGUUCAAACCAGAGACCAGCUUACAGAGGUAACGCUGCUGUGCGGCCACACCCCUGCCACCUGCAGAGCAGGUCUAACACAUCAAAACGUCAUGCUUCAAGAAAUGAACAGCAGGACAGCCACAACAUCUAUCCAAUUUGCAAAUGGCACUGCUACCACAGAUGUCAGUGGUGAUGGAAGUGAACCCAGGUUGUGCUGAGCUUGUGCUGGCGAGGUGGAUGGUGUGCUUACAAAACAACCCAGAACAGGAAUCCAUCAGGUCGAUGACAAAAGGGCAACAAACAGACAAAAGAUAGACAAAGAUGUACAACCCCCUCUAUUUGGAAGCAUCCAGUAUCACAGUAGAAACAUCCAUAGUACAUCAUGUAAGUAGAAAUACAUUCUGACAUCCCUUUAGCCCCCACAAACCAGUCCAGCUGAGAACAAACGAGCUGUAACACACACAUCUUAGCUGUGUCAUCCGCAGCAUAUCGGGCCAUAUUGCCAUAUGCUUAUUAGGCUGAGAAAUUUGCUUCCAGAAUAAAGGAGUUACAUUAUCCAGUUUCACAUCCUGUUAUCAUUUCUUUCUAUGCAUUUUGUGACUAUCAUUGACUUAAUUGUUCAUUUUAUGUGCAUGAGCUCAAAGUCUGACUCAGUUACAACAACAAAGGACAAAAUCUGCGCCCAUAUUGCCGACAAGAGCACAGAGCUCUGUAGCAACAAGCACACAUACGAGUGUGCGCAGGCACACAGUCCAUCAAAUCUACAUUAAAGCACAUAAUUAUUCGAACAUGUUUGCCAUCCAGUAAUUACUUUAACCAGAUACUACAAGUUCUCUUUUAGUUUAUUACAUAAUUUUAUUGUUGUGUUUUUGGGUCAGCUGUCUGAUCUGUACAUUAAUACUGCAGUAUUCUUUUUGUGCAUACAGCUAUUUCCUCCACAGGACCCGUCCUACCUCCUGAAACUUUUAUGUGUAGCCCCGUAUGUAUGUAUACAUUACCAACGGUGAGUGAAUAGACGAGCAAACCUUUGCUCCUUUUCAUUUGUGUCUUUAUGAAUACAAAGAUAAGGAUCUCUGCAACUCUACGCCUCAUCGGUAAGAAUCAACUGCACACGCACAGCCAGCUCAGUCCACCCAGGACCAAACAAAUGAGGCUGCUUCUACUUGGAUGGAACUAAAACUGAACUUGUUUAACACAAUUAGUUGACUGCAGCCAACUGUCACUCAGGGCAACAUAUGGCCCUAAAAUGCUCUUAAGCAGACUAACUGUGGAUAGUAAUGAAGCACAGCAGGACCCAGUGAAGACCAGCCAAUUAACUUGUUGUUCAUCAAUUUUAUGAAGGACUGGAUAUUUUAUAUCCUGACACAAGAGUGCACUCCAGUGGGAAUACAAAAUACCACGUCUUCAGAAUGGGAAAAAAAGAAGAAUUGGUGUUAAAUUAAAAAUGUUCAAUAAAAUGAGAUAACGGAAGGGAGAAGGUGACAAAUAGACUCUCGUUACACUUAUUUAUGUGUUGAUAAAUAUGUGACCUUUCAAUGUGUAGCAUGUGAAAUAAUGUUAUGUGUAGAUUUUAAAGAAUGGAGCCCCCUCCAUAUAUUGUUUUACCGUUUAUCAUUUUGUGGUACAGAGCUGGUAAGUGUAAGCAUCGAAUCAUACUGUAAAUGUAACUAUGGACUGAAUAAAUGGCAUGCACUGUUCCUCAAAAAGCAAACAUACCAAUAAAGAGCAGCUCAAAUAAAAAAUAUGAUACGUACCACCGUUUUUGGAGACAAUACAGGCCGUUAAGCAUGAACAGAUCUUAUCUUGUGGGAUGAUGCAGAAAACGUGUGUGUAUGGUAAGGAACACAAGCACAUUGGAAACAAUUCAUCACAGCUGUCAGCAAACAUCGCUUCAAACUGUUGCCACAUUAACACUUAACCUUCUCCAUUCUUCAAGCUAUUUCCUUUGAGGAAUGACUCAGAAGUGUAUACUAAUAUAUAUACAUGCAUGUUAGGUUGUAGCUGGAAACAACUGAUUUUACAAUCCAGUUCGCCACAUGGAAACACUUAUUUGGUUUAUAGCUAGGAGAGUCAUUUCUUCAAUUCAACUCUAGAGAAAUAACGGAUUAGUUUUGAUUGUUUCAAGUCUGUCUUACUCAAUGCUGAACAGAUCUCAUACGUAUUUCAUUCUUCAUGUCUUCUAGCAAGGCAUUGCUUUCACGCGUGACUAUGUAAAAUAUGAAGAUCAAAAAGAGCCUUUGUUCAGCUACAGACAUUUAUGCCAAACAUAACUUAAGGAAUUUGUAGCAAAUGCAAGCUUGGAAAUACUAGACUUGGAUGUUUUUCAGGAAAGGCUCUCUCCUCUUCGACGGGGCUUUUUGACAAGCAACAAAAUUUUAAGAACAACUUAAAAUCGUUUGAGAGGGGAGUUCUGACAGCAAGAUGACAUUUGGAGUCAGUCGAGUAAAAGUGCAAAUUACUACGUGUUGAUAUGUUCUUAUAUAAAAUUGAUGGGAUAUCAUUGAUCAGCUGGCAGCUGCGUGGACAAUGUCUCAAUAAAAAGUGAUACUGGUACAGAACAUGACAUAUUUAGCUCAGGCUAAACACCUGACCUGAGAGCAAUUAAGUGCUUUACCUCAAGCUGUCAGGCUAACAUUGUGCAUCUUCUCAUAUGCAGUAAACAACUAACCCACAGCAAAAACUUUUCUCAAAAAACUUGAGAUCCAA